This is a messenger RNA of Colletotrichum orchidophilum, 1869 nucleotides long. Its product is annotated as FAD binding domain-containing protein. NCBI's taxonomy places the organism in Eukaryota, Fungi, Ascomycota, Sordariomycetes, Glomerellales, Glomerellaceae. The transcript is spliced from 8 exons. Gene Ontology annotation, molecular function: FAD binding. Bases 1 to 1869 code for a protein of 622 amino acids. The record is from RefSeq and is a predicted model, not a curated record.
AUGAUGCUUGAAAUCGCCCAGCCGUCACGCCCUGAGGGCGCCUACAAGGUUGAUUUCUCAUCUUGUAACGUGAAACCAGACAAUGUCCAAAUAGGAGAUGUUUCAGUCGAGGUACCUGUUCUCAUCGCAGGUGGUGGUCCGACUGGUCUGUUCACAGCAUACAUGCUGUCCAAACACGGUGUGAAGUCGCUUCUCAUCGAGAAGUAUCCUGAAAGGCUCGCUGCUCCCAAAGCCCAUGCACUAUGUCCAAGAACCCUUGAGAUAUGUAGACAAUAUGGUCUCGACACGAGAGCGAUACGUAAACUGGGGUCGCCUCGCGAUGAUGCCUAUUGGGUCAAUUUCAUGACGAAUCUCACUGGGGAGAAGAUUGGAGUCCUUCCGUAUGAGCGGAUGGAUCCUGGGGUUUUGGACAGCACACCCGAGAUGAUCCACAAUAUUCCGCAACCAGAUUUUGAGAAGUUCAUCGCCCAGAAUCUAGAAAAUGACCCGAAUGUUGAGAUUCGCAAGGGUGUUGGGUUUGUUUCGUGCGAUCAACGAGGUGACAAGGUAACUACCGUCGUCGAGGAGCGCGCGACUAAGAAGCGCUGGACCAUCGUUUCAAGACAUGUCAUCGGCUGUGAUGGAGCAAAGAGCCAGGUCCGCCGCUUUCUUGGAAUUGAGACAGAAGGAGAAGAUGGAUACGAAACCAUGAUGACGAUACACUUCAAUGCGAACCUCCGACCAGUGGUCGGAGACCGUGUCGGCAUGUUGCAUUGGAUAGCUGAUCCUGCUUGCUCUGGCUUCAUCAUAGCAUAUGAUCUAGACGGAAACCAGGUUUUGAUUAGCAAUUUUGAUGCUAAGAGAAAUCCUGUGGAAUCGUGGACCGAAGAGCUCGCACAUGCUACGGUAUCGGCUGCGAUAGGACAGGACAUUCCGAUCCAGAUUAUGAGCUUCAGACCGUGGGUGUUGAGCCGUAAGGUGGCGAAGGAGUACCGGCGUGGGAAUGUGUUCUUAGUUGGCGAUGCUGCACAUUCAUUUCCCCCAACCGGCGGCCUUGGUCUCAACUCUGGGCUGGCAGACGGACAUAACCUUGCCUACAAGAUUGCCGCUGUGCAUCAGGGGUGGGCUAGUCCACAAAUUUUCGACACUUAUGAGUCUGAUAGACGGUCAAUUGCCGUAGUUGCCGCUGCCCAGAGUGUGAAGAACGGAAAGUCGAUAUUUUCGUUUCUCAAGGCUAUCGGGACGGCAGAGGUUGAAAGCCUCAGCGAAGCCCGGAAACGGAUGUAUGAAGCAAUUCACGACCCGUCGAAACAGGAAUUGAUAGCUGAGAAGGUUGAGGGACAACGUGAACAUUUUGACAAUCUUGAAAUUCACAUCGGUUAUGUGUACGGUGACCCGAAGCCACCUGCAAAUGCUUCGGACUUUACGCCAAAGUUCAAGGUCGGCGCGAGGUUACCCCACGCCUGGAUCAAGAUCACAAAACCGAAUGAGCCAAGCCAGUUUCUGCCACAACCAAUCGACACAUCAUAUGUGAAGGAGCUAUCAGAUGAGCAAGUCGCAGCCCAGCAAUUUUCCACACUUGACCUGGUCAAUGCGGGUACAUUCGCUCUCAUUACGCCGUGCCGCGCAGCCUGGAGUCAUCGAUUCGAGGACUGCAAAGCGGUCCUGGGGCAGAGAUUGAAUUCUCGUCUGAGGCUUUGGGGGGCGGACAGCGAUUUUCAAUUCUCCUCCAAUAGUCACCGGAGAUUGUAUGAUACUCAGGGAGGGUUCUCCAAGGGCGGUGCAAUUCUGGUGAGACCAGAUCAGCAUAUUUUGGGUUGCAUUAGUCCAGAGGCUUCAGCAGAUGACCUCGUAACCCUCAUCGCAAACCACCUCGGCAUAGAAUACUAG